AAACGAAUUUAAUUUAAUCAUAAAUUUUUUUACUUACAUUUUGACACUUAAUUCUAACCUCACAUAACUCAAAAAAAUUUGACACUCAUUGACACCAACCUAAUUUUUUGAUACAAAUAAUCAAAAUAAAUAGAAACAUAACCUAACAUAACCUUACUUUUCUUACCAAUGUGAUUUUUAUAAUCAUGGACGCAUUUAAAACUCCUAAAUGGGAUAAUAGUGAAGUAUCCGAUGAAAAAAUUAAAAAUCUCUUCAAAAAAAAGAAGAAGAAAAGUCAUCGAUCAAAAGCUUCAAAUGAAAGCGUUUCAUCUAAAAAGAAGGAAAAAAAUAAAAAACCCAAAAAUAAUUUGCCUAAUAAACCCGAAAACCCAUCAAAACAAUUAAAAAUUAAUCAAAAAAAAUUAACUCAAAAUCAAGUUGUAAAUCAAAAACGAAAAAUAAAAAGUAUCGACAAUAAAAAUUCCACAUCUGGUGGUAAAUCCAAUGAGUACCAUACGUUAUUAAAAUCAAGAAAGGAAUUUAUGAAACUUUCGUUAAGAGAACGAAUGAUGGAACGUUUGAAAUCGUCGAGAUUUCGUUAUAUAAACGAAGAAUUAUACACAAUCGAAGGAAAAUCUGCUAAAGAUAUGUUUAAAAAAGAUCCGAAAGCUUUUCAAGCUUACCAUGAAGGAUAUAGACAGCAAGUUAAUAAAUGGCCUAUAAAUCCUUUAGAUGUAAUCAUUAAAAGUAUCAAAAAAAUGGAUGGAAAUAAAAUAGUUGCAGAUAUGGGUUGUGGCGAGGCAAAAUUAUCUCAAAGUGUACCCCAAAAAGUUUACUCCUUCGAUUUACAAGCUGUAAAUGAUUACGUAACAGAAUGUGAGAUGUCUAAAGUACCCUUAGAGAAAAAUAGUGUUGACGUCGUUGUAUUUUGUUUAUCAUUAAUGGGAACGAAUAUUAAAGAUUUCAUUUUUGAAGCUAAUAGGAUAUUAAAAAUUGGGGGUACAUUAAAAAUUGCUGAGGUGCAAAGUAGAUUUGAAAAAGUCGACGUGUUUAUUAAAGGAAUCGAGCAGUUUGGAUUUAAACAAUCUUGGAAGGAUUUAACGAAGGAUUUAUUUUAUUUUAUUGAUUUUAAGAAGAUGACUGAGUGUAGAAAUAAAAAUAAAUUGCCGAGUGUUGGGUUAUUACCUUGUUUGUAUAAGAAACGUUAAUAAAGCAUUUAAAUAAAUAAAAACAAAAAUAGUUUUAAUUUAAG
Molecule: messenger RNA, 1231 nt
Organism: Onthophagus taurus
Lineage: Eukaryota; Metazoa; Arthropoda; Insecta; Coleoptera; Scarabaeidae
Product: ribosomal RNA-processing protein 8
Biological process (GO): cellular response to glucose starvation; regulation of transcription by glucose; rDNA heterochromatin formation
Cellular component (GO): nucleolus; chromatin silencing complex; rDNA heterochromatin
Molecular function (GO): methyltransferase activity
Source: RefSeq, a predicted model, not a curated record